AUGGAGCUAUCUGCCGAGGCUGUCUGCGACACUUUAAAAACUAUUUCUGACAUUCCAGUCCUGCCUGUCAUUCAUCGACAUGUCUACUUUAUCCUUGGAAAACCCCUUUCAGGGAAAACAACCUUGGGAAGAAAGCUUGCCACCUACACGGACACCAUGCUUGUUUGUCCCGAAACAGCACUGGAUUAUGCUACAUCUACCGAAAUUUCUCCAAAUAAACAGCAGCUUCUAGAACACUUGGCAAAUGGUGGUUCAAUUCCAUCUGAACAAAUAGUCAAAAUGAUGCAAGAAUCUGUCAUAUCGAACAACUCUGAAUACAAAGGUUAUAUUGUAGAUGGACUGCCAUGUGGUUUGAAUGCCAAAAACACUAUUGAUCUUGAAUCUCCACCACUCGACAUGGCCGUAUUACACAAAAUAGUCCAAGAAAAAAACAAAGGUCACAUUCCGGUACUCAUUGAUUUACAAAUUUCUGAUGAAAACUUAAUACGUCGUCGCGCCUCUCAGUGGAUCGAUCCUUCUACAAACAUUGGGUAUUCAGGUCAGCAGGUAUUAUAUUCAAGAACACGACGCUCUCAAGGCUGGGUAGAUGGUCAAGAAGAUACUGUGGCUUUGUCAGAAAUGGAAUCUCAACAACUCGAGUUUUACAAUGAUGCGCUAGACGAACAUGAUGCCAAUGGAAAAAAUAAUACUACGGAUGCAGUAGAUGAAGCAGAAAGGGAAGAUCUAGAUGAAACGGCUAUACAAGACAACGAACUUGAAGAUGAUUUGCCACCUGCAUCAAAUAAUUCCAAGCAAAAAAAAAGAUUGGAAGCCAUCAAAAACAAAAAAACCUGGCCCAUUUUAUCUGAACAAAUACUAGAUAGGCUCAUCAAACGUCCAGAAGAUAAUCCGGAUCAAUCUUCAAAAGACUUGAUUGCCUACCAUAAAUAUGAAGCAGCUCUCAAUGAUUUCAAAAAAAAAUACUUUGACUUGUUACGAGUCAUCACACUAGAUGCAUCGCAGCAUCCAGAUGUUGUGUUUCAUCAAUUGAAACAGUGCCUAAUAACUCGCAACUUUUCACUCUACACUAUGCCAGUAAAAGCUUCGCGUUUGGCUCUACCUGAAGCAGAUAUAGAAGGCAUGUCCAAAUCCGAUGUAUUCCAAUACUACGCAUCUCAAAAUCUAAAAGAGUUUGAGCCAGUGAGAAGCAUGGGAUACUUUGGAAAACACUGCCCAGUAACAUUUUACAAUAACGGGACGCUUGUCGAGGGAGAUUUGAAAUUUGCGGCACUCUAUCGAGGCUCAAUCUAUUAUUUUUCCAGCGAAGCCUAUGCAGAAACUUUUGUGGAAAAUCCUUAUAAAUUUCUUCAAAAACCACUGGCUGUUUCAGAUAUUUACGCUGUAUUUAUUGGUCCUCCCCAUUCUGGAAAAACACUGCAAGCAAAAUUGCUGGCUGAGAGAUAUGGACUAAACUUGAUUUCGCUUGAUUCGCAGCUUAAAAAUUGGGAACAAACAUGCUUGGUUGAAUCGACUAUUGAUCAGACAUCCGAGACAAAAGAAGCUUUGGAAAAUAAUAUAUAUUUCAAGAUUAAAGAGCAUUUGAAAAACGGGACAGUCAUUUCUACCAAACUACUUAUAGAUGUUAUAAAGCUUUGUAUAAGCCAACAAAACACGCAUGGAAAGAGAUUUAACGGUUGGGUUUUGGAUGGAUAUCCUUGCAAUGCCGAGCAAGCUGAAGCCCUUGUAUCUUCUGGGCUUUCACCAAAGUACUUGUUUACUCUAAAAAGUGAGAUCGAUAACUCGGAAGUAUUGUCUCGCUGGGAAUCUCCCCGUACCGAUGCUUUAGGAAACUAUCCUGUUAAUGAAUUUGACAUUGGCAUCAAUGUAAAUCCAUACUAUAAUAAGCUUUAUAGUAGUUACAAAGAAAAUAUAUCAGGGAUUGUGCAAAUUUUAGAAAACUCUGGCGCAACUGUAGUCGAUAUUCCAGCAGAUCAAUCAAUAUCAAUGAUGAUCAAUCAAGUGGUUGCAUGUGUUGAUCCGUUUGUUCCGCAAGCAAGUCCACUUUCUGCAAACUCCAAUCGUGGUACAUACGAGGAGUUUGGGUUGACAAAAGACUACUGUCCUGUGACAUUAAAGUUGAAAAACGUUCUUUUAAAAGGAAGCAAGGAAAUCAGCGCCAACUUCUUGAAUCAUAUUUACUACUUUUCUUCGGAAGAUGCCCGAGUCGAUUUUUGCAAGGAGCCAGCUGUUUAUCUGUCCAAUAUUAAGAUUCCUCCACCUAGAAUCGUAUUUAUGGGACCUGCAGGAUCAGGAAAAACCACAUGUAUUUGUGCUUUAUCUAAAAAAUGGAAUAUACCACAUGUAGAGUUUCGCUCGCUUCUUGUUCAGUUUGCACACUCACUUGAGCAGGCACAGGAAGAAGAUAUUAUGACCAUGAUUGCGGAAAAUGCUACAAUUCCAUCAACAAUUAUGACGGAUGUGUUUGAGUACUUGUUUACUUUGGAGCCAUAUGUUUCAAAAGGAUUUUUACUUGAAGGAUUUCCACAAACAAAACAGGAUUUAGAUGUUGUCAUCAAGAAAAAUUAUGCUUUAGAUGCAUUUGUGAUGUUUCAAGUUUCACCUGAAAUUGCUGCAAAGCGUGUGAUGCGUGCAAAAAAGACUGGUUUAAACUUGUCCAACAAAAAUGAUGAUCAAAAGAUUGUCGUUGACAAAAAUGCACAACUGCCCUUGUCCGAAAAUGAACCUCAAGAAAUCUCGGAUGAGGAGCUAUUUGGAGAGUUGAUGUCUAGUGCGGAAAAAGAAAACGAGCAAUUUUCAGAAUACUUGACCAUCCUUUCCAAUGCAAGACCAGCACCCACAAUUGAGGUGAAUGCGUCAAAAAAUCUUAGACCCAUUUUAGCGUUUCUUGAACGUAAACUUUGCAAGUUUAUGGAAAAGAGAGAAUGUCUACUAUGUAACGUCAUUCCUAUUAGCACAAAACAUGCUGAUACUUUACUGAAACUGGGCACCAAGCAGUACAGUUCAAUUGGAAAAUAUUGUCCAGUAUCACUUCAAAAACCCAAUCAGUCGUAUGCACCAAUUUAUGGAACCAAGCCAGUGAUAUUUGGCAACUGUAUCUAUUAUCUGAAAGAUAUCUUGGCGAAAAAUGCGUUUAUAUCUAGUCCUCUCGAUUAUACUAUAAACUUGACACCACAACCAGUAGUUUUGCCAACUGUAUGUAUCCUGGGAGGACCAAAAUCAGGAAAAACAUCUAUUUCAGAAAAUCUGGCACUUGAAUUGAAUGCCGUGUAUAUAAAUGCAGCUACGGCAAUUCAAGCCAUUAUAAAUGGUGAUGAAAUUACAGCACUUUAUGACAAUCUGAAACACUGUUUAGAUUGUGGUAAAGGUAUAUCUGAAGAAUUGGUUUUGGAGGCAAUUAUGCUAAUAUCAGCAAGAACCAUCAAUGCUGGACAUGGUCAAGUAUAUAUUAGCUGGGUGUUGGAUGGUUUUCCAGAAACAUUUAACCAAGCCGUCAAAAUGGAGCAACAAGGCUUUCGUCCAAGCAUUUUUAUAGAGCUGAGCAUUGAUGAUUCCAAUGUACAGUACAGACGACAAGCUGACAAAUCUCAAAAUUUAAAGAAUUUUACUCCGCAUUUAGAUAUAAAAGAGGUUGUUGAGUUAGAUCUUGCUCAAUUCAAUCAGCAAAUUGUACCUAUUCAAAGUGUAUUUUCGGAAAAGUACUCGAAUUGGAAUACCAUUGAUGCAAGAAAUUCAAAAUGGGCAACAAAACACAUAGCCCAUCAAGCCAUUUGUCACAUUCUACACCAAAAACAAACAUAUAUUUACCGAAAAAACAAAGUCUCAUUGUUGGAUUCAAAAGAGCUUAUCCAAGUGUCCAAAUCAAGUCCAUAUUUGACAGAGUAUAUGGGUUUGAUAUACUGUUUUGCCGGUAGCUCGGAACUACAAUCAUUCAUGGAUAAUCCUGACAAAUACGCUCAGAGUGCUCAUCUUUUAGAGCAUUUGCCGAUCCACAGGUCAAGAUUUGAAGUGAAAGCCAUGUUUCCAAAACAACUGGAACUAAAGGGCUAUUGUCCAGUCACUUUUUCAUUAGGAAAAUCAGGCUUUUCUUCGAUUUUGAUUGGAAGUAACGAAUGCGUUGUCGAGUACAUUGGAAAGCUGUAUGCAAUGCAUAGCAAAGUAGAAAUGGAUAAAUUCAUGAGAAAACCAUGGGCAUAUGUUGAUCAAAUUCUUCCCAGUAAACUUCCUCCACCAAUAGCUCCCCUGCCAAUAUCUGGAUUGCCUGUUAUUGGAUAUAUGGAGCAAACACUCUCGACUGCUUUAACUAGUGGAUUGCGUGACUUGGGACACUUUAAACCCAAAUUUCCGUACCUGAGCAUAGAAAUCUCUGCGUGCAAAUACUUGGCAUUAUAUCUCAAGGCAAAUAACCCACAUUCUAAAGAUUGGGUACGCAGUGGAUAUGCUCUGCGCCUUCAAACCUUUAAAAGCAAAUCAUCUUGCUUCCACGUUGACGCGUGA
Molecule: messenger RNA, 4494 nt
Organism: Batrachochytrium dendrobatidis JAM81
Lineage: Eukaryota; Fungi; Chytridiomycota; Chytridiomycetes; Rhizophydiales
Exons: 24
Coding region: 1-4494 (1497 amino acids)
Biological process (GO): nucleobase-containing compound metabolic process
Cellular component (GO): cytoplasm; mitochondrion
Molecular function (GO): AMP kinase activity; ATP binding
Source: RefSeq, a predicted model, not a curated record